This is a messenger RNA of Cannabis sativa, 1088 nucleotides long. RefSeq lists its product as uncharacterized. The transcript has a single exon. NCBI's taxonomy places the organism in Eukaryota, Viridiplantae, Streptophyta, Magnoliopsida, Rosales, Cannabaceae. Bases 730 to 933 code for a protein of 67 amino acids. The record is from RefSeq and is a predicted model, not a curated record.
UAUUAUUAUUAUUUUUAUUAUUUUUAUUAUUAUAAAUUUUACUAACUUUAUUUAUGGUCUUUUGUUAAGUUUCUUAUAUUUUAAUUAUUAUUUAUUUUUUCCUCUCAUAUUUUCUUGCAUUAUUUUUUUCAAAAUGGAAAUGUAAAGUCCAUUACUUUUUCCUAUAUUUAUUAGAGUAAUUUGCGGCAUAAAUACCUAAGUUUAACUCUUAGUUACAAGUAAAUACAUAAGUUUAAUUUUUGGCGGUAGUAAUACCGUAUAUUUUUAGAACUUUCUAGGUACUUAAUCGUUAAAUGUUAAGUCAUUAUUCGCGUGUCAUUUUUUUAUUAGUACAUUUAAAUUAAUUUUUUUAAAAAAUAAAAAUUUAAUAACUUGAACCAAUUAGGAGUGAUUAUGUGGCAAUUUACUUAAAACUUAACAUGUACCUACAAAAGCUUUAAAAUUAUAAUUUCGGUAUUAAUACUGUCAAAAAUUAAACUUAAAUAUUUAUUUACUGAAAGUUAAACUUAAAAAUUUAUGCCAAAAAUUACUAAAUAAAACCUGAUAGCCUAGGGAGGCCCAAUUAAUCGAACCCACUUCUGUUUUAAAUAGCCUGAGUGUCUACACUUUUUGCUUGAGAAUCCAACAGUUAUAUUUUUUAAUUUUUCCUCUCCUCACUCAAAGUGGACUGAAAGAGAAGAGAAGAGAAAAGUAGGGUGUUUGGCAGAAGAGAAAAUCAGAUAGAAAAUAAUGUGGAUGGUUUACGUUUGCGAAGAGGAGAAGAAGGAACUGGGACGACAACAGGCUCCUGGAUCGUGCCCUAAAUGCGGUGGAAAGGUGGAAGCCAUUGAUGUUGAAACCAAGAGGAGAUUCUGUUUUCUUCCAAUGUGCUUCAACAUCAAGAGGAAGUAUUUUUGCACUGUGUGUUCCAGACGACUAGUCUUGUACUACUAGCCAAGCCAAGCCAAACUACUCCCAGAUCUCCAUACCCAUAUCAUGCAUCUUUCUUUUAAUUCAAAUUUCAUUCUCAUCCCUCAUCCCAUGCUCAUCUUUCUUUUUCAAUUUUCAUAUCAAAAUAAUUUAGAAUCAGUGAAUGUGAAUAUUUGGGG